This is a messenger RNA of Physeter macrocephalus (sperm whale), 5986 nucleotides long. It is a transcript of the gene PMM2, whose product is annotated as phosphomannomutase 2. Gene Ontology annotation, molecular function: phosphomannomutase activity. Lineage: Eukaryota; Metazoa; Chordata; Mammalia; Artiodactyla; Physeteridae. Gene Ontology annotation, biological process: protein N-linked glycosylation; mannose metabolic process; GDP-mannose biosynthetic process. The coding region runs from base 61 to 804 and encodes 247 amino acids. Gene Ontology annotation, cellular component: cytosol. The transcript has 8 exons. The record is from RefSeq and is a predicted model, not a curated record.
GUUCCGGGACGGGUUCCAGGUGCCAGCGAGUCCUGUAAGGUUCGCGUGGAAAUUGGGGUCAUGGCCGCGCCCGGCCCAGCGCUCUGCCUCUUCGACGUGGACGGAACCCUGACGGCCCCGCGACAGAAAAUUACCAAAGACAUGGAUUGCUUUCUACAAAACCUGAGGCAGAAGAUCAAAGUUGGAGUCGUAGGCGGGUCGGACUUUGAGAAAGUACAGGAGCAACUGGGAAACGAUGUGGUUGAAAAAUAUGAUUAUGUGUUUCCAGAAAAUGGCUUGGUAGCAUACAAAGAUGGGAAACUCUUGUGCAAACAGAAUAUUCAAUGUCACCUGGGUGAGGCCCUAAUCCAGGAUUUAAUCAACUACUGUCUGAGCUACAUCGCGAAAAUUAAACUCCCGAAAAAGAGGGGUACUUUCAUCGAAUUCCGAAAUGGGAUGUUGAAUGUGUCCCCCGUCGGAAGAAGCUGCAGCCAAGAAGAACGCAUUGAGUUCUACGAACUGGAUCAGAAAGAAAGUAUAAGACAGAAAUUCGUGGAGGAUCUGCGGAAAGAGUUUGCAGGGAAAGGCCUCACGUUUUCCAUAGGAGGCCAGAUCAGCUUUGAUGUCUUCCCUGACGGAUGGGACAAGAGGUAUUGCCUGGGACAUGUGGAAAAGGACGGCUAUAAGACCAUUUAUUUCUUUGGUGACAAAACCAUGCCAGGCGGGAACGACCACGAGAUCUUCGCAGACCCGAGGACGGUGGGCUACACCGUGACGGCGCCCGAGGACACACGCAGGAUCUGUGAGGGGCUCUUCUGCUGUUGACCAUCCCUCUCCCCGUGGAAGGGGGGUCCCGCCACGCCCACCCCCAGCCCACUGUACAGUUGUCACUUGGGUCCUCACUCAGCAGGGAAAUGGCCCUCCGCCUCCAGUGCUAGAAGCAGCCAGAAGGGAGUAGAAAAGGCUUGUCGAGAAUGGUUCAAAGGACUGCCUCCAACAGAGGGUUUCGUUCCCACCCCAAGUCUCAGGACCCCCAGCCCUGCCCUGAUAUGUGUGAUCACAGUACACCUGGGGUUUUUUUGUUUUUAAACUUCCCCAUCAUUCUAGAAUGAUACAGGAAGAACGAGUGUGCCUGGACCCUCCCUCUUUCCUCAUGGGUCCCGUGGAAAAUGUAACAGAUAUUCACGUUGGGACCCUCUGCAUCAGUACCAGGAGGGGGGCUUUGGUGAUGAGAAAGAAAGGACAGGAUGUUUACAGUGAUCUGACCCUGGAACAGAUGGUUGAAAACACUUCCAGAAAUGUAGCUCCCCCGUGAGAACACUGGCCGAGUGACCACUGACCCCGGGGACUUUGCACCUAGCUGGCCCAGGAAGCAGGGGUAGCUCUGUAUCCACUACACUUUGAAGAGCCCACUGGUUUCCUAGCCAUUGGGACAGAGGCAGUGGAACCAGCAACCCCGCCGAGAACUGGCACACGGCCCUCCCGGCACGCAGCUCUGAGCCCAGGCCCAGAGACUAACUGGGGUGGUCGCACUUCACCCAAAGAACCUCCUGCUGUCCCCAGGGCCUGUGUGCCCUAGUUCCUCAGGGAUCAGGGGAGAGCCUGAACUAACAGAUCAGGAGCUGUACUGUUUCUCUGCCGAUCUUUGAAUAAUGAGCCCUGCCGUGGUCAGGCCUGCAACCCUCACUCCUCCCUCCCGCCUUCUGCAAGUUCCUUGUAUAACUGGAAGGCAGCUCGGAGCCUCGUCCACAGCACAGAACACGGAAGAGAGCUUUCCAAGAAAACGGUUGCUGUGUUGCUUUUGAGCAUCUCCCUCCACAGACCAGUGCCGGGGCCGGCGUCAGUCCAGGCAUGGCCUCUGCUGGGGGCUUGCAGACCUGAAUCUGAAGUGGAGAUUGCAGAGGUGCUCUGAGUAGCCCACCUCUCGGCCCCGACCAGGUACCUUCAUCACAGAGGAAGCUGGUUCCCCCCAACCCUCCCCCAGCCCAGCUUGUCUCAGCUCAGGAUCAGUGCCAGGCUGCGAGGUCAGCCCCCUCACCUGCCCAGGGCCACACACUGGGGUGACAGUUCUCACUGGUUUCCAGGACUCUGCCGUCCUGUGGCAUCCUUCCUGGCUGAAUUUUACACGAUACUGUAAUGAUCUUUCAAAAUGAAAAGUAACAAACUAAAGUGAUUUUAUUGUUUCCUAUUUUUCAUUCUGAUUACUGUUUUCUCCUCGAGUUAAGUCAGUUGGUAUCUUCUCAGAUUCUGGGGGAAAGAGCUCAGCCCUCUUGGACCUGAGGUGCCACUCGUUGCGACGCUGACGUUUCCACGAUGUUGGGGGUUGUACUUUCCAACUGGCAUAGACCCUUCCUCCAGGCUUUUCUGCCCACUGGGUAAGGAUCCAGUAUUCCCUAGAAGUUUCCUUAACUUAUAUAUCAAAGCGAGACAACUGAGUCUUACUCAGACUUGUCCCAACCUUCAUGAGGUGGAGGGUGUGCUGUUUCUCCGCCCUGCACAGGUACCCCGAGGCCAUCAGCCUGGGCCCCCUCCCCUGCACUGUCACAAUUCCCUCAGCCUGCCUCCCCACGUCCAACGACUUCAGACUGCGCCAUCCUUCCCCUGCUGCUGUCGUCUUAUCCUGGUCCAAGCUCCCCGGCCAUGUAUCCCACCUCUUCUCUCUUUAGGCUUUCCCCAGCACCCGCCCCCCCUCCCCAAGGGCCUCCCCAGCCGGGCUCUGUGGUGGGGACAUCAGGUAAUAGUAGGUAAGUAACCUGCAGGCAGCAGCGGCUGAUGCCUUACACGUGCUCGCAAAGCAGCAGCUUCUGUCGUUGGCAGGUAAGAGCCGGCUGCCAGGAUUCAGAUCCUAGUUCUGCUGCUGACUGGCUGUGGUGGAGGACGAGUUCACCCCAGCCUCAGUUUGCUCAUCUGUCGAAUGGGAUUAUAGUCCCUACCACACAUGUAACUUAAUCGCGUUAACUUCAGUGAAGCACUUAGUGUGAGCUAUCGCUAACUUAAUCAUCCCCAGAAACCCUGUAAGACGGGACUGUCAACUCUGCUUGACAGAAGAGGAUAAGUCAUUCCCUCAGCCUUCUGCGGUUCCAGGAUGGUAGACAACAUCACAAGAAAUGUAAACACGGUAGCUAAAUGCUGAGCAAGAGGGAAGCAAAGAGGUUGCCCCAGGUCAGCGUGGGGCUGUUAAGAAAGCUUCCUCCUCCCCUUCUCCACCACCUGCCCCCACCCCCUGCACUGCAGAAGCUGACCAGGUAUGUAGCCCCGGGCUCUAGGGCUUAAGAAGCCUCAAGGGAAAGACCACUAGUAGCUACUGGCCGCGGGGAAGGCCCAUAUAAAGCUCAGUGAGGAGCCUGAACUUGAUCCCGAGGGAGGGGCCGGGGAGGCCCGUCAAGGGUACGUCUGUGUCUGUCUAGCUCCCCGGCGGGGAGUGACUGGAGGACCAGCAAGAAACAAGUUUGGCAGACAUUUCGGUGAGGCGAAGGUGGCCUAGGUGGCCCUGAAUCACUUCCUCUCCGAGGGCUGCUUCCCUCUCCUGCCCAGACAGGGCCAACUCGGCCAGGCCUCCAGGCUCCCUUCCACAUCUGCCCACCCCCCGCCCCCCUCACCCUGGCUUCUGCCAAACCCUCCCUCCCUCGAGCCGCAUGGCACCACAUCUGUUUGGGGUUCAAUGCCUACUCCGGCCUUUCCCAAAUCAGGUUCGAUGGGCUGGUUAUAAUUUUUCCUAAUGCACUCUAAAAAUCUGUCUAUUUUUACAAUGAAGAUGUUCACCUCUGCACACCCAAAGCCAUUAUCUACCUCCCGAGGGAAGCGCUGGCCAAGGAAGACCUUCGCAGCCUCCGUGCCCCCUGCAGCUCCCUGCUGCGCUCCUGGAAACCGAGAACCUGGGCUGCCUCCCCUCGCACUUCCCUACUUUCCUCCGCUGGACCGCCCUUGGUCAGACUCUGCUCCGGCUCACACAGGACUAAUUUAAAUGCAUCAACAGGGCGUUUAUCCAUGGCUGACCACGUAAGUGGCAUUUUCUGUUGUCACUAAGCCACAUCCCACUGCUAAGCUUGCCUACGCACGAGGAUGACGAUUGAGGAAGAAGGGCCGAUCCCAUUUUCUUAUUCAUCCCCCAGAAAACCAGACUGCAAAGUAGAAUGACUGUCAGCCUCCUUUGGGGAGACGCCCUUAUCUGCUGGCUUCAAGGAAAAGCUCCCUGGCAGCAGCCAGAUUCCAUUAACAUGUAACGCAGAGCCUCACAUAAAAGCAAAACAGACUUUACUGAGAGAAUGGUGCUGGUGGGAGGAGACUUGCAGUCAGGAAUCCGGAUUCUGUGCCCAGCGCCCAACGUCCAUCCUCCCAGAGCCUCCCAGAGCCUCCGGAGUUUCUGUAACUUGAGACUGUGCUUGAGUGGGGAGGGGUCCCUUCCAGCUCUGACUGAGAAAGAUGUGGUCACCAGGAAGGACAGAGCAAGAACCAUUUACAAAGGAGUCGACACAGCGAGAGAGCCCAAAGUUUAGCUCAGAAGAGCAGAUCCAACUCCCAGCCCGCUGGCGGGCUGGCAAGUCACACGGAGCCCCAACCAUGGGCCAAGGGGAGGACAAGGCAGUGGACACCUGUGGGAGCAGGUGGAGGGAAGGCGCAGGCUCUCGACCUCUGGGAGCCUGCAUGGGUCUCGUGAAGUGGCUCUGGAAGCGUGGUCUGUACCCAACAGACAGGUCUCCAGGGGCCACCUGGGGACCAUCCAAGGCUGGAGGGGAGAAGGCCACCGCGGGGCAGCAGAAGGCAGAGGCAGGAGGACCCUUCGAGGGGCACGACAGGCCAGGAAAUAGGAUCAACGUCCUUAACUACGAUGUUUCACAGCAUACUGGUAACCAAUACACUUACUUGCCUAUUUAAAACAACUCCGGUGGUCAUUUUGUGAUGUAUGAAAAUAUCAGAUCACUGUGUUGUGCACAGGGAACUAACAUAGUGUUAUAGGUCAGUUAUACUUUAAACACACACACACACACACACACACACACACCAGUCUUCAGCAAAAUAGUUCUGGCCUUCCACACACACACACACACCAGUCUUCAGCAAAAUAGUUCUGGCCUUCCACACACACACACACACACACACACACACACACACCAGUCCUCAGCAAAAUAGUUCUGGCCUUACACACACACACACACACACACACACACACACACACACACAGCAGUCCUCAGCAAAAUAGUUCUGGCCUUCCACCCCCUUGCAAAAAUUCACAGAUUUAAGACACUGGAUUAGGCUGUCGUCUUUCAAGGGCUCGCCUCCCUGCGCUGACAAAUGGACACUUGACUACAUACAGGCCACAUAUUUCAAGACGUAUUUCCCAGCUAUUGCUAUUUUUAAAACACAACUAAAGCCAGACCAAACCACAGCAAAGAAAAUCCUAAGGAUUUGUUUACUGGAAAUAUCUACAAAGGUUUGCAAUGUCGGCAACAAAGUGCAAACAGAGCUGGCUCUGGUGAGAACUUCAGUUAUGAAAUAAAAAAAAAAAAAAGAAAAUCCUAAGCAGUUCUUCACACCAGUUUUCCAGAAAACCCCACCAAAGGUGUAUUUCCCCUUCAACUUCUGACUUUACCAGGCUCUCAGGAAGCAAACCACGUGCUCUUUUCUAGAUGGAUCCAGAGAAAGGUCUGGUCUUAAACAGCCUCCCCCCUCCACACUCCCCUCUCCCACCCACCACCUCAGUGAGGGGGCUGCUGAGCCAGGAUCACUCAACCUGAAGACAGACAGAAAGGACCAGGCUUCGAAGAGAGUUAGGAUUCGCCUCUGAGCACGUCGCUGCCAGGUGUAGGACUCCGGGCUCCCAGACACCCAGCUGUGACACCUCCCACUGCAAAGGUACCAACCUCGCCCCACUUCCCACCCCUCCCAGCCCCCUGAACAACCAGCUGAGAACCAGAAAGAAAAGCCUGCUCUGCCCAGGGCCGAGGAGAGACACAGGGGGCCGCUUGGGUGGGAAUUCCUCCCGGGAAAACACACAAGGUCCAUGUCA